This is a messenger RNA of Coregonus sp. 'balchen', 3987 nucleotides long. Lineage: Eukaryota; Metazoa; Chordata; Actinopteri; Salmoniformes; Salmonidae. The record is from the annotation of a GenBank genome assembly.
AUGAUACACCUCUCUGCCACACUCCUGCUGCUGGGCCUUCUCCUGUGGGCCAGCAGGGUUUGCUCUGCCACAGCCCAGGACGGGUGCACUUUCCUUGGAGAGGAGGAGACGAGCAGCUUCAUCAGGAGGGAGAUGUGGUUCUUGGUGGCUUGUUCCCUCUCCACUGUAGCCCUGUGUCCUCUGUGACAUAAUUUCAAUGGAAUUGCUUUCCUUGACUGCUACGUGAAUAUUAAGGGCUAUAUGCAAUGUUUGAGUAUAUCUUACAGAGUGCACCUUUAACCUGCUGUUCUCUCUGCUUUGGACUGGCUUGCAGAUCAUAAUAUACAGAUAAGGGAUCUUAAUUUGUUCACUCUUUUGUUGCUGAGAAUUUUCCUGUUCCGCAGGAAAUGCAUAUUAGCUUUGUAAUUUACAUAAACCCGCACCUACACAUGGUAAAAAUAACAGUAUUGCACUUUUCAUGGAGGCUAAUUUGGGCCAGCUAAUAGCCUGACCACUGAUCAAGCAACAUUAUGGACUAAAUGUUCCAAUUCUGUUGCUGCAGGAUUAUUUUGCUGUGACAAUACUGGACAAAUGAACAUCCCACAUCUGUACUGUAUUUUUACUUUGGCAGGACACGUUAUUUAAUAUCUUCAAAUGUUAUAUAUAAAAAGUCAUGUAAUGUAGUACUUUGACUGCUACAAAUGCCUGUAUAUCAUAAAUAUUAAAAGCUCUACGCAAUGCUUGAGGACAUCUUACAGAGUACACCAUUAAACUGCUGUUCCCUCUUCUUUCAGGUGAGCUACUUUGCGUCCUGCAGCUGUCUGACUGACCAGAAGCAGUUCCCUACGUUCAUGCGCACCAUGCCCACCGAUCCCUUUCAGAUACAUGCCCUGGCUCGCCUGGUAUGCUACUUCCAUUGGACCUGGGUGGGCGUCAUCAGGGUGGAGUCUGACCAUGCCCGCUUUGCCAUCCAGUUGUUUCUACAGGAGUCCGUCCAGUAUGGUGUGUGUGCAGCCUACGUCCACUUCUACCCAGUGGUCCUUACCCAGCAGGCUGUGGGACAGCACAUGAUUAUACAUUUAGUUAUUAUUGUCAUUGUUACCCGUGGGGUUGUCCUCCUGAAUCCUCCUGAAUUUCUCUGGUGAGUAGGAGCUUCGGAGUGUCCUGAGGGAGUGUCCUGAGGGAGUUUGGAGCUUCGGAGUGUCCUGAGGGAGUGUCCUGAGGGAGUGUAGGAGCUUCGGAGUGUCCUAAGGGAGUGUCCUGAGGGAGUGUAGGAGCUUUGGAGUGUCCUGAGGGAGUGGCUUGAGGGAGUGUCCUGAGGGAGUGUCAGAGCUUCGGAGUGUCCUAAGGGAGUGUCCUGAGGGAGUGUAGGAGCUUUGGAGUGUCCUGAGGGAGUGGCUUGAGGGAGUUUUGGAGCUUCGGAGUGUCCUGAGGGAGUGUCCUGAGGGAGUGUAGGACCUUUGGAGUGUCCUGAGGGAGUGGCUUGAGGGAGUGUCAGAGCUUUGGAGUGUCCUGAGAGAGUGGCUUGAGGGAGUGUCAGAGCUUUGGAGUGUCCUGAGGGAGUGUCGGCAUCAGAAAUUCACCUGGCUGCAGCUGAUCACCAGAGAGGCCUAGGCCAUCGCCAAGUCCCUGGGGCUAGAGUUUGGAAAUAUCCUGACGGAAACACUGGGAUUUGGCAUACGGAAGGCUGAUGUUAUUCACAGGCUCAAGGACUUCCUGACCAGACUUGGAACGUCCCACAGACGUCAGUCGGCAUUCCUGGCAGAGUUCUCGGAAGAAACAUUCAACUGUAGAGUGAACGGAUCCUUAAACACACAAUAUCACUUUGUCAGUUACCUGGACAGAGAACCCUGUAAGGGAUGUGAGGGUCGGGGGAUGAGUACACACCCUAAUGCUGAUGUGAGCCAGCUCAGAGUGUCCUAUAACGUGUCUAUGGCUGUGUAUCUCAUCGCCCACGCCCUGCAGCAUUUGACCAACUGUGUCGCUGGCCAGGGGCCUUUUAUCAAUGGCACCUGUGGGGACCCAACGCAUGUUAAACCAUGGCAGGUGACUCUAUAGCUGAAGAUACUCUGCUCAGUAUUGCUGAAUAGAUAUCAAUCCCUGUUUCUCAUUCACAUGCAUGCAGACACACACACACACACACACACACACACACACACACACACACACACACACACACACACCAGUAGGUGGAGUAGAGUGUAUCGUUUCUUUUCUCAGCCUCUCCACUCCUCUCUCCCCAGCUACUCCAUUACAUGAAGCAGGUGAAGUUUUCCACACUCGGAGAGGAGGUCAGCUUUGACCACAACGGUGACCCCAUCGCUUCCUAUGACCUCAUGAACUGGCAGAGUGGGCAGGAUGGCUCCCUGUGAUUCGUCAAAGUGGGGUUCUAUGACACCUCAUUGGCCGAGGGCCGAGACCUGGUCAUAAUUGACUCAGUGAUUCAGUGGCCUGUGGGAAAGCAGGUGUGACUGAUAUCAGUACUCCUGAGUGGUGCAGUGGUCUAAGGCACUGCAUCGCAGUGCUAACUGUGCCACUAGAGAUCCUGGUUCGAAUCCAGGCUCUGUCGCAGCCGGCCGCGACCUGGAGACUCAUGGGCGGCGCACAAUUGGCCCAGGGUAGGGGAGGGAAUGGCCGGCAGGGAUGUAGCUCAGUUGAUAGAGGAUGGCGUUUGCAACGCCAGGGUUGUGGGUUCGAUUCCCACGGGGGGCCAGUAAAAUAAAUAAAUAAUGUAUUCACUAACUGUAAAUCGCUCUGGAUAAGAGCGUCUGCUAAAUGACUAAAAUGUAUAUCACAGUCUAGGUUCCUAGUUCUACGUUUAAUGACUCAGUGGCCUGUGGGAACGCAGCCUGAUAUCACAGUCUAGGUGCUUAGUUCUACGUUUAAUGACUCAGUGGCCUGUGGGAAAGCAGCCCGAUAUCACAGUCUAGGUGCUUAGUUCUACGUUUAAUGACUCAGUGGCCUGUGGGAAAGCAGCCUGAUAUCACAGUCUAGGUGCUUAGUUCCACGUUUAAUGACUCAGUGAUUCAGUGGCCUGUGGGAAAGCAGCCCGAUAUCACAGUCUAGAUGCUUAGUUCUACGUUUAAUGACUCAGUGGUUCAGUGGCCUGUGGGAAAGCAGCCCGAUAUCACAGUCUAGGUGCUUAGUUCUACGUGUAAUGACUCAGUGAUUCAGUGGCCUGUGGGAAAGCAGCCAGAUAUCACAGUCUAGGUGCUUAGUUCCACGUUUAAUGACUCAGUGAUUCAGUGGCCUGUGGGAAAGCAGCCCGAUAUCACAGUCUAGGUGCUUAGUUCUACGUUUAAUGACUCAGUGGUUCAGUGGCCUGUGGGAAAGCAGCCCGAUAUCACAGUCUAGGUGCUUAGUUCUACGUGUAAUGACUCAGUGGUUCAGUGGCCUGUGGGAAAGCAGCCCGAUAUCACAGUCUAGGUGCUUAGUUCUACGUUUAAUGACUCAGUGAUUCAGUGGCCUGUGGGAAAGCAGCCCGAUAUCACAGUCUAGGUGCUUAGUUCUACGUGUAAUGACUCAGUGAUUCAGUGGCCUGUGGGAAAGCAGCCCGAUAUCACAGUCUAGGUGCUUAGUUCUACGUGUAAUGACUCAGUGAUUCAGUGGCCUGUGGGAAAGCAGCCCGAUAUCACAGUCUAGGUGCUUAGUUCUACGUGUAAUGACUCAGUGAUUCAGUGGCCUGUGGGAAAGCAGCCAAUAUCUCAGUCUAGGUGCUUAGUUCUACGUUUACUUCUCAGUCUGUUCUCUGUUGUCUUCUUAACGUCACUGGAGAAUAUCAAGUUGGCAUUUUAUAAACUACAUUUGGCUAGUUUGAAAAGAGUUCUUACACACCCCUUAUUACAUGCAAUCAGUAUAUCUGAGUGGUGCCCCUCUGCCCCCCAGGCAGCUCGCCCAGUGUGCAGUGGGAGCUGUCCCCCAGGCACCCGUGUAGCCAGGUGGAAGGGGGAGCCUGUCUGCUGCUUCGACUGCAUCCCCUGUGCUGAGGGGGAGGUCAGCAGUCAAACU